AAUUGCUAUAAAUGGUCCAUCUUCUCCGAUCUGAAUCUAUCAAAAAGAAAAUAACAUAACAGCAGAGUGAUCACUGAUCAGUCGCUGAAUACAGCUAAUUAACACAAGACCAUGAGGAAACAAUACCUCUCUUUUCUUCUUCUAUCUCUCUUCCUUUCUGCAGAUGCCCGUGGCGAUUCCAAUGAGUGUGUGUACACGAUGUACGUGAAAACCGGAUCCAUCAUAAAGGGAGGAACAGACGCAAACAUAACUGUCACUCUCAGUGACGCAAAGGCCCGCGAGGUUCGAGUCCCAAACCUCCGGGCCUGGGGGAUCAUGGGCCAAGGCUAUGACUACCUGGAGCGCGGCAAUCUUGACGCCUUCACCGGCCGAGGCCCAUGCAUAGACACCCCGGUCUGCCGCCUCAACCUCACCUCUGACGGCUCUGGCUCCCACCAUGGUUGGUAUUGCGACUAUGUUGAGGUAACUACCACUGGCCCCCAUAAAUCAUGCUCCCAGACCUUCUUCUACGUUGACCAGUGGCUCGCUGAUGAUGUCAGCCCCUACAAUCUCACCGCCGUCCUCGACGGAUGCCACCGUGCACAAUACGCCCGUCGUGGCAGCAGGUUCAGUGUCGGGAAUAAUGCCAAGUUAUCGUCGGCUUGAUGAGAUAGAUGCAUGAUUCAAUUCAUUGAUUCAUCGUUCUUUCUUUUUCCUUCUUUUGAUUUAUU
Arachis stenosperma is the source of this 710-nucleotide messenger RNA. RefSeq names its product PLAT domain-containing protein 3-like. NCBI's taxonomy places the organism in Eukaryota, Viridiplantae, Streptophyta, Magnoliopsida, Fabales, Fabaceae. Gene Ontology annotation, molecular function: protein binding. The record is from RefSeq and is a predicted model, not a curated record. The transcript is spliced from 2 exons. The coding region runs from base 112 to 645 and encodes 177 amino acids.